This is a messenger RNA of Ailuropoda melanoleuca (giant panda), 651 nucleotides long. It is a transcript of the gene FOXL3, whose product is annotated as forkhead box L3. The coding region runs from base 1 to 651 and encodes 216 amino acids. The transcript is spliced from 3 exons. Gene Ontology annotation, biological process: cell differentiation; anatomical structure morphogenesis; regulation of transcription by RNA polymerase II. Gene Ontology annotation, molecular function: DNA-binding transcription factor activity, RNA polymerase II-specific; RNA polymerase II cis-regulatory region sequence-specific DNA binding. Lineage: Eukaryota; Metazoa; Chordata; Mammalia; Carnivora; Ursidae. The record is from RefSeq and is a predicted model, not a curated record.
AUGUUUGACAGCUCGCAGUAUCCCUACAAUUGCUUCAAUUACGACGCUGAAGACUACCCAGCCGGCAGCUCCGACGAGGAGAAGCGGCUCACGCGGCCCGCGUACAGCUACAUCGCGCUGAUCGCCAUGGCCAUUCAGCAGAGCCCCUCGGGCAGGGUGACCCUGUCUGGCAUCUACGACUUCAUCAUGCGCAAGUUCCCCUACUACCGAGCCAACCAGCGCGCCUGGCAGAACUCCAUCCGCCACAACCUGUCCCUCAACAGCUGCUUCGUCAAGGUGCCCCGGACCGAGGGCCACGAGAAGGGCAAGGGCAACUACUGGACGUUCGCGGGCGGCUGCGAGUCGCUGCUGGACCUCUUCGAGAAUGGCAACUACCGGCGGAGGCGGCGGCGCCGUGGCCCCAAGCGCGAGGGGGCGGAGCAGGAGCGCGCGGGGGGCGCGGAGGGGCCUCCGGGGCCGCCUGAGCCGGCCCCCCACCGCCAGCCCGCGGCCCUGGGGAAGGAGGAGCCCAGGGGCAUCAAGUUCAGCAUUGACUACAUCCUGUCCUCGCCCGACCCUUUUCCGGGGCUCAAGUGUCCCUACCGCCCGCAGGAGGGCAGAAACCCCCAGCCAGAGACCCAGCCAAUGGACCUCCACCUUUGGACAAUAUGA